Molecule: messenger RNA, 2948 nt
Organism: Maniola jurtina (meadow brown)
Lineage: Eukaryota; Metazoa; Arthropoda; Insecta; Lepidoptera; Nymphalidae
Product: hemocyte protein-glutamine gamma-glutamyltransferase-like
Exons: 15
Coding region: 239-2329 (696 amino acids)
Biological process (GO): peptide cross-linking
Molecular function (GO): protein-glutamine gamma-glutamyltransferase activity
Source: RefSeq, a predicted model, not a curated record
ACCGCGAGUCAAACUUCAGUUGAGCUCGAACGUGAACCGCGGCGUUCUACAUUUGAAUUUCAAUAUUUUUUUAAUUCCGCACGUUUAUUUUCGUGCGUUGCUUUUUUACUGCCAGUAACAAACAGUCUGUGAAAGUUUUAGUGCUGUGAAUAUUUUUUUUUAAAUAAGACCUAGUUUUCAAGAAAAGCAACAAUGGAACCUCUUGUUGUAGAUAUCAUACACUUCUAUCCAGUGGAGAAUGCACAGCCCCAUAAUACCAAAAAGUAAAUUUGAAGCGUUAAACAUCGACCCACCAACAGAUGUGACCACGACCAUAGUGCGGCGCGGUCAACCCUUCAACGGCGUGGUCCGGUUCAACAGACCCUACGAUGAGAACAUGGACACCGUACAGCUUGUUUUUACACUGGGUGACAAACCUCAAAUAGACACUCAGGGAUCAAUGUUUCUGAAGAGGGAUGCGGUUCCAGACAAAUAUUCUUGGAGUGCCAAGGUCAUUGAGGUGGGAGAACAGGAUAACACCAUAUCAUUUGAGAUCUCCACUCCAGUAAACAUACCAGUCGGUAGCUGGGCUCUCCGAGUUGUCACCAGGUUGAAGGGCUCACCAGCCCGGGAAGUAUACGACUUUGAUCAGGAUCUUUAUAUCCUCUUCAAUCCUUGGCAUCCGGAUGAUCAAACCUUCAUGGAAGACACCAACUUGCUCCAAGAAUACGUGCUGAAUGACAUCGGCAAGGUGUGGGUGGGUCCCAUCAAGACUACCAGAGGCAAGCCGUGGUUCUAUGGACAGUUUGAUGCUGUUGUGCUGCCUGCGGUCAUGUUCAUGCUGGACCGUGCUGAGAUGCCGUUCCACCACCGCGGUGACCCAGUAAAAGUCUCACGAGUUAUCUCCCGUAUAGUCAACUCAAACGACGAUGCAGGUGUUCUGGUCGGGCGAUGGGAUGGACAAUAUGACGAUGGUACAGCACCAUCCGAGUGGACUGGAUCCGUGGAUAUCCUGGCGCAGUACUUGGAGUCGCAGCAGGAGGUGCCUUAUGGGCAGUGCUGGGUGUUCGCUGGCGUUGUCACUACUGUUUGCCGUGCCCUCGGUAUCCCCUCAAGAGUGGUAACCAACCUGGUGUCAGCUCACGACGCCAACAGUUCCCUGACCGUGGACAAAUACUACACCGAGACCAUGGAGGAGCUGGACUUCGAUCCCAACAACCCUCAGGGUGCUGACUCCAUCUGGAACUACCACGUGUGGAAUGACGUGUGGAUGGCCAGACCUGAUCUGCCACCAGGUUACGGUGGCUGGCAAGCAGUAGACGCCACACCUCAGGAGACAUCCUCAGGAAUGUUCCAGUGUGGACCAGCAUCUCUAGAAGCCAUCAAGCAGGGCGUCAUCGGGCUCAACUAUGACGUGGAGUUCAUGUUGGCUUCCGUCAACGCUGAUCUGAUGAGGUGGAGGCAGGACCCUGAGUCGGAGACAGGAUAUUCGAUGGUCGAUACCAACAACUAUCAUAUCGGGCGCAUGAUACUAACAAAGAAGCCCUUCGUGUUCGACCCCCUUGGCGACGAAGACAGGCAGAACAUCACCGGCGAGUACAAGCACAACGAGGGCUCUGCUUCGGAACGUUUGGCUCUCAUGAACGGAGUGCGGUACUCGGAAAGGGCGAAGAGGUAUUACUCGGUAGCAACAAACAUGUCUAGCGAGAUCACGUUCAAACUGCGCGACAUCGACACAGUUCCCAUCGGGAAGGACUUCAGGAUUAUUGUGGACAUCGAUAACAAUUCCGAGGAGGGUCGCAACAUCAAGGCAGCUUUGACAGCAACGAGUGUGUUCUACAACGGAGUAAGAGCUGAAUUAGUGAAGAAGGUCGAAGGAAAGGUCUUCGUCGGUCCAUCAAAACACGAAGAAGUGAGUAUUCUGGUGAAGGCGGACGACUACCUGCCGAAGCUGGUGGAGUACUGCAACAUGAAGAUCUCGGCCAUGGCCAUCGUGGACGAGACCAAGCAGUCCUGGGCCGACGACGACGACUUCCAAGUUCUCCGGCCCAACAUUAACAUUAAGUUCAAUGAAGACCUCAUCAUCGGCCAGCCAACCAUGGCAGUUCUGUCCUUCGUGAAUCCCCUCGACCGACCGUUGACUGGUUGCGAGUUCAGACUGACCUCAUCCGGCAUCGCUGGCAGAACUCUUCGCUUGCCGGCCUCUGAUGCUGAACCCUUGCAACUACUCACCAUUGAAGUACCAGUUCAACCCAAUAAAAUUGGUAAAAUCAACUUCGUGGCGUCAUUCAAAUCUGCCGAGCUCAAGGACAUCAAUGGGGCUGCUAGCGUUGAAGUUUUUGAAGGAUAAACUUAAGCUAUAAUCAUACUUAAAGUAUUAUUCUUUAAGGAUAGUGGCAUAGCAAUGUGAGGAGACAUGGUUGCUAUGGGCCUCAUAAGAAUGUCCAGUCACUUAUCGGGCUAUGGAGAGCUAACUCAGAUUAAAGUCCUGUUAUAAUAUUGCUGUACCACUAUUUUUAUAGAUUAAGUAUCUACUCGUUUAAGAAAAAUUAUAGUCAUAGAUAAAUAGAUAUUUUUAUAGGGGAUCUAUUUUUUGUUACUCUAUUGAAUAGUAUGUACCAACGCCACAAGUAUAGUACGUGACAGGCCGAGAUGGCAAUCGGGGGGGGGACACCCGCACAGCCCCCGCACUAACCUGGUACGGGAUAGCGCAGGUGACGUGCGGGUGUGCCGGGCGUCUUCCCGCCUCAUAGCCCGAUUGCAAUCUCGACCUGUCGCGUACUUAACGUAAUUUUGAGCAUGCUAUAUACUAUAUAUAAUACUAAGCAUGUGCCAUAAAAUGGCAAAUAUUUUUGAAAUGGUAGCUUCUAUGAGAUUUUAUAAAAUAAAAGUUAAACAUAGGGUAAAAUAUGUAUCAUAGUCGAUAUAAGCUUUUUAUACAUUUCACAAUUAGGUAAUUAUUAUGAAAA